Messenger RNA from Pectinophora gossypiella (pink bollworm), 1998 nucleotides. RefSeq lists its product as uncharacterized. Lineage: Eukaryota; Metazoa; Arthropoda; Insecta; Lepidoptera; Gelechiidae. The record is from RefSeq and is a predicted model, not a curated record. Gene Ontology annotation, molecular function: calcium ion binding.
GGCUGACAUUAGUGACAUUUUAUUUUCAUUCGUUCACUCAUUCAUUCAAUUUGCUUGCGCGAAAGCCGAAAAUGUUUGAUUUCAUAUAUUCGAAGACAACAGUUAAGUUUUUCAUGUGUGUUCAGCGCGAAGAAUGCUAAUAAACAUUAGGUUAUGAAGGUUAGCUGAAAGUAUUGGAGUCACGAUGUUGGAUUGCCUUAUAAAAGCGCGGCCUGGCGCCGGGCGACUCAUUUCACUCCGACCUACGAUGUCGCAGGUUGCUAACGGCACCUCAAUCGACGAGAACUGUUUAUUCGAUAUGGACGCUUGCUACGAGACCUUUGACAAGGACGGGGAUGGCAAGUUGAACCAUGACGAGUUCCGCCUGAUCUGCAAGGCGCUGUUCCGCAAUGACAAGGGCCACAUCUACCCGCUGGCCGAGGAGCGGGCGCGCCACAUAUUCAGCGUGUUCGAUCGCAACGGAGACGGGUACAUCGAUAAAGAAGAGUUCACCUUCUGCUGGAACCACUGGAUCAAAGUGAUCGUUCGUCCAGUGAGCGCGUUCCUCAUCGUAGACGUGCAGAACGACUUCAUUUCCGGGACCCUGAACAUCAGUAAGUGCAACGCGCAGCAGGAUGGCAGUGAGGUGGUGGAACCAAUCAACCGCCUGCUGGAGUCUGUUCCGUUCGACUGCGUGUUCUACUCACUGGACUGGCACCCCCCAGACCACGUGUCCUUCAUCGACAACGUACACAUGCGCGAGCUGCAUCCCUCCAGCCCGGUGCCAGCGGACAAGGCGCAGGCGUACGACACGGUGGUGUUCGCGGGCCCGCCGCCGAUGAAGCAGCGGCUGUGGCCGCGACACUGUGUCCAGGACACCUGGGGCGCUGAGCUGCACAAGGACCUCAAGAUAAUGGAGGGUGCGGUGAAGGUAUACAAGGGCACCAACCAGGUGGACUCCUACUCCGUGUUCUACAACAAGAAGCUGACGGACACCAGCCUCAGCACGCAACUGCGCUUGCGCGGCGCCACCGACAUAUACAUCUGCGGGCUCGCCUACGACGUUUGCGUUGGUGCUACGAUAGCGGACGCGCUGGCGAUCGGUUACCGCGCGAUCCUGAUAGAUGACGCGUCGCGCGGCGUCGACUUGGCUGACAUCGAGAAGACGAAGGCCACCAUCGUCGGCAACAACGGCGUCAUCGUCAACUCCGAUGAGGUGUUGGCCAUGGUGGAGGGGCGUGACCGGCGGCCGGAGCUGGGCUACAAGCUGGCCAUGGAACUCAAGAACGCCAUGGAGGACGCGCAGUAACUCGCACCUCACACACGCCACACGUCUCAUACUGCCCUGCAAGAAUACCUGUCUGCGUUUAGCGAGAGAGAGAUGGAGAGAAAAAAUGUAUUCAAACAAAGCACACAUAAAUAAUAACAACCAUUAAAGACAUUAACAAUAAUGUGGAGAGAAAUCUUCUCUCGUCUGGGUUGUGAGCCUCAUCAAUCACCAAGAUUGAUCAGGGUUGCUAUUGAGCCGUAAAAAGACAUAUCUGUAACGAUUACCCAGUACUUAAAGUAAAUAUUAGCUGGGAAUGCCGGGACCGACUGCCUGAUGUGUCCUAACCAAACUAGUGAUCACAAAGUGAUUUUGCGAUAUGUCCCUACCAGAAUUCGAACCCGGGACCUUCGGAUCGUGAGCCCAACGACCAACCACUACACGUCUCAGUAUAUUGUCGCCCUAUAGUAAAAACCACGUAAACGUCUUUUCGAAAAAUCACAUUCUCAUGCGAUUUUCUUUAACAAACAACUCGAGUUCUUUCGAGUUUUCAUUUCGGGUAAAAAUUUCAACCACAUUUUUUUUACUUGGAUAGGAACUAGCUUGUCUAAUGCAAGGUUUUGUGAGGCGCUUACGAAGUUUUCACUAUAACAUUACACCUGUAAGUUUGCGUUAAAAGGCAGCAAAUUCUAAUUUUUACAACACUCGACAGUCUUGGCGAGAAUUUACUAUACUUGGUCCUGCGGAAUAUG